AUACUGCAGCGAAGAAGACUGGCUUCUUUAAAUUCAGUAGUAAAUCACCUGUACGCUUGUACAUCGUUCGGAGGGCCGUUAUUUCCACCUUUCAGCCGUGGUUCCCCUAUUCGAUUGCUGUUUCUAUCAAGUUCCUACAUCAUGUCCAUUGUCAAGAUCCACGCCCGAGAGAUCUUUGACUCUCGUGGAAACCCCACCGUAGAGGUCGACCUUCACACUGACAAAGGCUUGUUCAGGGCAGCUGUACCCAGCGGAGCAUCUACCGGAAUCUACGAGGCCUUGGAGCUCAGGGACAAUGACAAGUCCCGCUACCUUGGAAAAGGAGUCUCUCAGGCUGUAGAACACAUCAAUUCAACUAUUGCACCCGCACUCGUUGGCCAAGAUGUAUCUGUGGUUGAGCAAGAGAGAAUUGACCAGAUGAUGAUUGACUUGGACGGCACAGAAAACAAAUCCAAAUUUGGGGCCAACGCCAUCCUGGGCGUCUCCCUAGCUGUUUGCAAAGCUGGUGCAGCAGAGAAAGGUGUCCCCCUGUAUCGUCACAUUGCUGACCUAGCCGGAAACCAGGAGGUCAUCUUGCCUGUGCCGGCCUUCAACGUGAUCAACGGUGGCUCGCAUGCAGGCAACAAACUUGCCAUGCAGGAGUUCAUGAUCCUGCCCAUUGGCGCGAGCACCUUCAAAGAAGCCAUGCGCAUCGGAGCAGAGGUCUACCACAAUCUCAAAAACGUCAUCAAGAAGAAAUACGGUCAGGAUGCCACUAAUGUGGGUGAUGAAGGUGGCUUUGCUCCAAACAUCCUUGAGAACAAGGAAGCACUGGAGUUGAUCAAGGAGGCAAUCGCCAAAGCAGGAUACGCCGAUGAGGUCGUGAUCGGCAUGGAUGUGGCUGCAUCCGAAUUCUACAGGGAGGGAAAGUACGACCUGGACUUCAAGUCUCCUGACGACGCGAGCCGUUACAUCACUCCCGACGAGCUGUCCGAGCUCUACAAGAGCUUUGUGAAGGAUUAUCCAGUGGUUUCCAUCGAGGAUCCCUUUGACCAGGACGACUGGACGGCCUGGACCAACUUCACAGGAAGCAUCGACAUCCAGGUGGUUGGAGACGACCUCACGGUGACCAACCCUAAUCGCAUCAGCAAGGCCGUGGAGGAGAAGGCCUGCAACUGCCUGCUGCUUAAAGUCAAUCAGAUUGGCACGGUCACAGAGUCCAUGCGAGCGUGUAAGAUGGCUCAGGAGAGCGGUUGGGGUGUGAUGGUCAGCCAUCGCUCGGGUGAAACUGAGGACACCUUCAUAGCUGAUUUGGUGGUCGGCCUGUGCACUGGACAGAUCAAGACGGGGGCCCCCUGUCGCUCUGAGCGUUUGGCCAAAUACAACCAGAUUCUGAGAAUCGAGGAGGAGCUGGGAGAAAAGGCUGUUUUUGCUGGAAAAAACUUCAGAAAACCAUUGUCUGCAUAAAUGAUCAAGCAUUUACUUCAACUGGAAAUGGGAUUCAUGCUCUCAAAAUCCAUAAGAAUACAUUGGACAGCUUAUCAAAACAAUGACUGAUAAUGCUGAGCUACUUGGUGUGGUGUAAUUUUAUAGAACAAACUUACUGUAGUUGCUUAAUUUGUAACACUACUAUAAAGUAUUCUAACAUGUGGAGUAAAAUGGAUCUAAUCAUCACAGCAGCACUUUAAUAUGGUUAAUAAAAAGCUUUUCUCAAUGGCA
Gasterosteus aculeatus aculeatus (three-spined stickleback) is the source of this 1698-nucleotide messenger RNA. The record is from RefSeq and is a predicted model, not a curated record. Lineage: Eukaryota; Metazoa; Chordata; Actinopteri; Perciformes; Gasterosteidae.